GAGGGCAGGCUGUUUGGUUGCCCCUUUAGUCGCGUUUGAAGAGCUGUCUUGCAGGAGUGGAAGCGCACACGGGACAAGCCUGCGAAUCUCCCUUUGCCUGUGGAUAGUGGAAUGUGACAGUUGCCUGGAAACACAAUGGCACAUGGGAACGUUUGCACCGUGACACUGGGUGUUCUACUGAGCUGCUCCGUCGUGGCGCUGGGGGUUCAUGGCUUUCCCGAGGAGGAGAAGAACCCUGCAUACUGGAACACGUGGGCCCAGCGCUCGCUCAAGCAGGCCCUGCAGCUGCAGGAGCUCAACAAGAACGUGGCCAAGAACGUCAUCUUCUUCCUCGGGGACGGCAUGGGGAUCCCCACGGUGACGGCGGCUCGGAUCCUGAAGGGCCAGCUGAGUGGCCAGAGUGGGGAGGAGUACCAGAUGGAGAUGGACAAGUUCCCCUACGUAGCGCUCUCCAAGACGUACAACACGGAUGCCCAGGUGCCAGACAGUGCGGGCACUGCCACAGCCUACCUGUGCGGGGUGAAGGCCAACGAGGGCACGGUCGGGGUGAGCGCGGCCGCCAUGAAGUCCCAGUGCAACACCACCCGGGGCAACGAGGUCACCUCCAUCCUCAGAUGGGCCAAGGAUGCAGGAAAGUCGGUGGGAGUCGUCACGACAACACGCAUCAAUCACGCCACGCCCAGUGCCGCUUACGCCCACUGCGUGGACCGCGAUUGGUUCUCAGACGGCGAGAUGCCCCAGGAAGCUCUGGACUCGGGCUGCAAAGACAUCGCCAGGCAGCUCUUUGAGAACAUUCCAGAAAUCAAUGUGAUCAUGGGUGGCGGCAGGAAGUACAUGUACCCCAAAGACACGCCUGACGUGGAGUACCCCAAUGAGAAGGCUCACUCAGGCACACGCAGAGAUGGAAGACGACUGGUGGAUGAGUGGAAAGAAAAGAUGAAAGACAAAAGUGCCCACUACGUCUGGAACAAGAAGGAACUCCUCUCUCUGAACCCCAGCAAGGUGGAUUACAUCCUGGGCCUUUUUAAGCCGUCUGACCUGCCGUUCGACCUGGAGAGGAACAAGGAGACGGAUCCCUCUCUGACAGAGAUGGUGGACGUGGCCAUCAAAAUCCUCAAGAAGAACCGCAACGGAUUCUUCCUCUUGGUGGAGGGGGGACGUAUCGACCACGGCCACCAUGACGGCAAAGCCAAGCAGGCGCUGUAUGAGACGGUGGAGAUGGAUCGCGCCAUUGGCCGAGCAGGCCUGCUGACCAGCACCCACGACACCCUCACCAUCGUGUCUGCCGAUCACUCACACGUCUUCAACUUUGGAGGCUACACAAAACGGGGGAAUAACAUCUUUGGCUUGGCUCCGAUGCUGAGCGAUAUCGACCAGAAACCCUUCACGUCCAUCCUCUAUGGGAACGGGCCGGGCUUCAAGGUGGUGAACGGCGCCAGGGAGAACGUCUCCACCGUGGACUACGAGCAAAACAACUACCAGGCCCAAUCCGCGGUGCCGCUGCGCUACGAGACGCACGGUGGCGAGGACGUGGCCAUCUUCGCCAAGGGCCCGCUGGCGCACCUCUUCCACGGCGUGCAGGAGCAGAACUACAUCCCGCACGUGCUGGCCUACGCCGCCUGCAUCGGCAGCAACCGCGACCACUGCCGCUCCUCCUCCGCCGCAGACUCCUCCUCCUCCGCCCUCGUCGCCACCACCACCCUCCUCCUGCCCGCGCUGCUCUCCUCCGCCCUCACGCUAGCCUGGCUGCAGUGCUGACAGCCAUGACACAGCAACAUGCACGCCGACCCCCCCCACCCCACCACACCCCAUACCUUCCUCCCACUACCCUACACUGCCCUUUCAAUUCAGUGACGGGCCAAAUGGAUUGGUUAGUUUACAAUCCAGUGCCACUGGUGAUGGGCAGCCUGCUUUCAGAAGCUAUAAUCCAGGGCCACAUGUUCCAAAAGACCUGGCUGUACCUGUUAGGCCAGUCGCACAUUGGCUUCGACAGCACUGCGGCACACUUUCGCUUCCGACAUAAUUCGGACCCCCAAACCCAAUUUCACACGAACAUAGCAUUGAAAGUCAAUGGGCGGUGCCGACAAAAUAGAACUUGUCUCUAAUUGCUAUCCGACAUCGGCGAAUGUCCGCGGACAUUGUUGGGGUUCUAUUGAAAACAAUGGAAUCGAACUUUUGCAGAGCAGUGCGCAGCACUUUGUCGGAGCCUAUGUGCGGAAGCCCUUACCGAUUACCUCUGGACAGGUACAACCAGGUCAUUUGGAAUAUACGGCACUGGAUUGUAGCUUCUGAAUCACGGUUGGCCAUCACUGCCUGUCACCCUGUCCUAUACCCCAGGCUCUGCCGCAGAGAAACCAGCACCGGUGUCAAUCCCAGAUUCAGGAGGUUAGCUUUACAAAUCGUGUCAUGUCUUUCUUCUCUUCUCUUUUCCCUGUGCACUGCUGCACUCGGUGAUUUUUGUUAAUUAGUGGAUUUAAUCUUUGCGAUGUUUUAGCACUCUUAUUAGGAUCACCUGGAUCAGAUCAAACGAUGUGGCAGGAUUUAGUGAAGCUGGGAUUGACACCCCACAGAGCAUUAGUAUGCACUGUAUAAACACACAUAAAUGCGUGGGCACACACACAUACACACACACACACACACACACACACACACACACACACACACACACACACACACACACACACACACACACACACACACACACACACACACACACACACACACACACACACACACGCACGCAUACACACACACACACACACACACACACGAAGGUGCAUAAUGCAUAAAUAUUCUCACACCCACACUUGGUAGAAUGAACCGUUUUAACAUGCAUAACUACACACAGGCAUCAACAUUCUUAUGCAUUGCACACACAUGCACACAGACACACAAUCAGUCGCUGUAACCUUUCACUCCCCCUGUAUCAUUUAGAUGGAAUCCUGCACUCCCUCUAAAUAGAUUUUUAAAUUGUAAAUUGUAUUCAUUUUUAAAGCAAUUCUGUACAGUUUAUAGACAAAGGGACCAACCCAAGGGCUUUUAAAGGACUUGAUGCAGCCAGUAUGGAAAGAAAAAAAAGAGAAAAGAAUGAGAGUUGCAAAGAUAGAACACAAGGAAGGAACACAAAGGUGUCCAUGACAUUUUAAAAGGUCAAUCAAAACGAGCACAGAAGUGGUUGCAUUACAGAAAGGCUAUAGUUUUGUUUUUUUGUGUUUUUUUCUCUGUUGUUUUUCACUGUUGUCAUAUAAUGCCAUCUUUAUUAUUCUGUGUGUUCAGCCAAAUACAUGAAACUCUGGAGCUUUUGUGAAAAUGUACCUCGGUGUGCACUUCGAGAGAGCAGAAAAAUACAUUGUUUUUUUUUCAAACACAUUGUUCCCCUGACUGCACUUCACUACAUACCGUACGGUACUCAGAUCAACCCAGUCAACUCCAGAGACAUCUAGCUUUCUUUCAGAUGUUUAAUAUGAAAAUGCUGUGUUGCGUGAUCAAGUCAUUAAAAGAAAAGGUUUCAGUCCACUGGCAAUUACAGAAGGGUGAUUAGACGAACUCACAUUGAGGUUUAUUGGGAGCUUGUGUGGUAUUACGCCUUUUCUAAUUCAUCUUUUCUUAAUUGGUCGUAAAAGCGAACAGAAAAACACAUCUCGUAAGCAUUCUUUGUGUUUAGAAAUCAUCUGGAUUUCCAAAAGCCAACAGCGCUUUUUCAUAAGUUUAAAAUGUGGUGGGAGUAAUCAAGGACAACCAUGCCAGAAAAUCACUCUUUCAAAUGAAUACUCUCGUUUUUUUUCAACCACAGACUAAAGAUGGCUGAAACACAAAUGAAACACAGUAGAUAUCUGUGGAAAAAGUGGGUUCCCCUUGCCAAUAAAAACACCAUGUCCGUUUUUCUAA
This is a messenger RNA of Engraulis encrasicolus (European anchovy), 3888 nucleotides long. RefSeq names its product alkaline phosphatase, biomineralization associated (gene alpl). NCBI's taxonomy places the organism in Eukaryota, Metazoa, Chordata, Actinopteri, Clupeiformes, Engraulidae. Gene Ontology annotation, cellular component: plasma membrane. Gene Ontology annotation, molecular function: alkaline phosphatase activity. Gene Ontology annotation, biological process: dephosphorylation. The transcript is spliced from 12 exons. The record is from RefSeq and is a predicted model, not a curated record. The coding region runs from base 136 to 1758 and encodes 540 amino acids.